This is a messenger RNA of Caenorhabditis elegans, 981 nucleotides long. RefSeq names its product G-protein coupled receptors family 1 profile domain-containing protein (gene srv-34). Gene Ontology annotation, cellular component: membrane. The transcript has 5 exons. Gene Ontology annotation, molecular function: G protein-coupled receptor activity. Gene Ontology annotation, biological process: signal transduction; G protein-coupled receptor signaling pathway. Lineage: Eukaryota; Metazoa; Nematoda; Chromadorea; Rhabditida; Rhabditidae. The coding region runs from base 1 to 981 and encodes 326 amino acids. The record is from RefSeq and is marked reviewed.
AUGCUUACACCCACGUGGCAAAUGGACCUAUUUAUCUAUGAAUAUUUUAUUUUAAUUCCUAUUUAUAUUUUUAUUUUGCUCGGAAUUUUGAUAACUAGAAAUAGGCAUAAAACAUUUCAAAGUCCGUAUUACACUAUGAUGGUGUCCCAGGGCCUCGCAGACGUCUGCACAGUCACCAUAUACAUCGUAAUAAUCGGCGCCAGAUAUUUCUCAAUUGGAAAUGUGUUCAUCUAUAAUUUAUCGCCAUAUUCUUCAUAUUCCUUCUCAAAUACUGGACCAUUCAUGUUCACUCUACGGGGUGUCGGCGUAUUUUUUAUCACUACGCAAAGGUAUUUAGCAGUUUGUCGAUCACACGGAACGCUUAAUUACCGCCUCAACCAAUGUCCCCCCUUGCUCAUUGGCUUCACUCAUUGGCUCGUAGCUUUCUUGAUCUACCUUCCAGCACUUUUACACACUGAUAUUUAUUUCGAGAACGAAGUAACUCUUCUCACCGUCGGAAGUACAACUUUCGUUCAAUGGACGUCUCUGACAGUGAUGACGUCAUACUUUGUGACGUGUGUUUCUAUAAUUAUCAUGUACUCGCAGAUAGCAGUGGUGAUGGUUCGCGCCAGAAAAGUAGAACAAGGUGUUCUGACAAGUACAAAAACCACGAAAAAACUAAAAGACGCCCGCCUAACACUGCACGUUUUCAUCCUCGUUCUAUUCUGCAUCGUCACGUUUUUCUUCUACAUUGGAGAAUAUGUGUUGGCAACCGACGCCGAUAAUGACCGAGUACGGGCGUUACGUCUUUUUUAUCCAACACUAUCUGGCAAUCUAUCGUUUAUUAAUCCAAUAAUGCUAUUAAUGAUGAAUCGGGAUGUUCAGAGCGCGUUUUGUUGCCGGUUUAAGGUAGGUCUCAUGGCAGAGAAUGGCAGAGAAAAACCUCUUCCACGGCCACGUGUCGAUUUACGAAGCUUGUGUACUCGUAGUGGAAAAGUGUGA